This is a messenger RNA of Gloeophyllum trabeum ATCC 11539, 783 nucleotides long. RefSeq names its product phosphotyrosine protein phosphatases II. The transcript has 5 exons. NCBI's taxonomy places the organism in Eukaryota, Fungi, Basidiomycota, Agaricomycetes, Gloeophyllales, Gloeophyllaceae. The coding region runs from base 8 to 526 and encodes 172 amino acids. Gene Ontology annotation, biological process: protein dephosphorylation; regulation of MAP kinase activity. The record is from RefSeq and is a predicted model, not a curated record. Gene Ontology annotation, cellular component: cytoplasm. Gene Ontology annotation, molecular function: JUN kinase phosphatase activity.
GCUCGCUAUGGGGUGGAAGAACGUCUCGACCAUCAUCGAAGGCAGGCUCUUCCUUGGCAAUCUCUCGGCCGCUCGAUCGACGCGUGCCCUGAGCGAGCGGCGCAUCACGCACAUAGUCUCCGUGUGCACCGAGCCUAUCCCCUCUGACCUGCCCGAAUCCGGCAUCAGUCAGCUGCGGAUCCGAGUCGAAGACGUCGACUAUGCGGACCUGCUGAUACACCUUCCCUCUGCUGUCCGCUUUAUCCAUCAGGCGCUGCAGGACGGGGGAGUGGUGCUGGUGCACUGUGUGCAAGGUCUAUCUCGGAGUGCAGCGGUGGUUGCUGCUUAUCUUAUGUACUCGCGGCGUAUAAGUGCUACAGCUGCGUUGGAAGAGGUACGACGAGCCCGCGAACAAACCUGGGUGAAUCCCGGCUUCCAGGAGCAGCUGGUUCUCUUCGAGUUGUGCCAGUACAAUCCGACACCCACCAAUGGAAUCUAUGUUACCUGGAGGCAUCAGAUUACUCACCGCCUGGCUGCCCGACGCUAACGGGGGACAGUUUUAAAAUUUGCUUUCGUUUUCUCCUGCUUUGUUUUGUCUGCUCUUUGGUCUGCGUAGUGUAUUUUUAGUGUACCGUUGCUUAAUCUCGCAUAUACUGUCACACUAUUCGAUAGACUCACCCAUGUAUCCUAACGCGGGGCUUGAUAGUGGGAGGCGGGAGAUAGAAUUCAUUUGUCAGCGGUGUGUUAUUUAUUCACGAGAUUUGACAUACGCAUUCAGGCUUCGAACUUCCCCUCUUCUUCCUA